Messenger RNA from Paramuricea clavata, 5707 nucleotides. The record is from the annotation of a GenBank genome assembly. NCBI's taxonomy places the organism in Eukaryota, Metazoa, Cnidaria, Anthozoa, Malacalcyonacea, Plexauridae.
UGUACCUGAAAAGAUUUUAAAACAGAUAUCAAAAUCUGAAGCAAAUAAGUUACACAGCCGAGCUGCAUCUAUGACCUUCAAAAAUAUUGUCGUUUGCAUAAAUGUAUGUAAUUAGAUUAGUAGACAAACUUGUCCAUAUAAAACAAUGAUAUUAAUUUGUGGGCGAAAUAAAGAAUGGCAGUGAUAUUGCAGUGUAUUUAAAACAAUUGACAUGUUGCCUAUUUAUUUUCUUUGAAAGGUUUGUUUGGCACACAAUGUAAAUUAUGUUGUAUCACCUUAUGAAACUGAUGCACAAAUUGCUCACAUGCUUUUAAAUGGCCAUGCAAGUUUUGGGAUCACAGAGGAUUUGGAUUUGUUGGUUUAUCGAUGUAAGAAGGUUUGUAAGAAGGAACCUGGGGAAUUAUACUCUUUAACUCAAUCAAGUAAACAUUACAUAAUUAUUAAUAAUAUGGAACAACUGACAAGGUAGCCUCCAUAAUGCAGGUAUUGUAUUAAGAUUGAGGUUGGCAAAAACUUGGUUUAUUGGAUGACUGCGAACAGCAUUGAACUGAGAGGCACAUUCUCUACACAGUUAGUCAUUUAAAUUCUUCUACACCCCAACCUUGGGCAUACCCGGGGCAAUCACCUCCUAUUCACUAGUUUACUCCCUUUAUGCCUAGGGUGGGGGGGGGGGGGCUGCAGGGGGUUCUGAAUGACUGAUGCAUAAGUUUGUAAGAAGUUACAUGACUGCCUAUUAGGUAAUAGUUAAACUCAAACUAAGUGGAGAUAGUAAAUAUUUCCAACUUGCAGAAAUAUUGGGUGGUUUAAAUGUAAACCAAAAACAGUUUCGGCAAAUGUGUAAUAGCUGCUGGUUGUUGUCUGUUCCCCUGGAGAAUUGCGAGGUUGAUCUUCCUGAAGUGCCUAUGAAAAGCAUUGUUAUUACUCAAGGCUGAGUGAGAAAAUCCUUGAUUCUUAAAGUGUAUAUGCAAUGAAAAUUUCGAUUUUGUGAUUUUGCAUUAUCUGAAAAUUUCAUCUUUUCUGAUCAUUUUAAUACCAAUCUUGUUGAAAACUUCGAACUAGAAGUUUGUGAAUUUUGCGUUUAAAGUUGGGCUAUGAAAAUUUUAGCUGAUGAGCUCCUCUCACACGGCCAAGAGGUCAUGAUGACGUAUGCAGUGUGACACAAUGUGCUCUUCCUAUAUGUAAAUACUAUGAACAAUGUAGUUUCAAUUGCGUUGAAUUGGGAUUUUUUGAUAAUUUAAACAAAAUCCAAAUAAAUCUGCAUUAUGUAGAUGCGAUACAUUGGUUAAUCAAUGCAAUGAUAUUACCAUACAACGAUUUAUUGCUUAUAAGCCGCCGAAAUGCAAAAUCAAUGCUCUAGUAGCAGUAUAGGUUUUGCUUACAGAUUAGAUUAAAUUGACGCUGUUCAGAUGUCGCUAGUUGUGGCAUAUUGUAGAUAUUUCCAUAUAUAUAUAUAUAUAUAUAUAUAGUCCAUUGUAGAUAGUUGGAUAUAGUUAGAAUUUAUACAGUUCGUACAAUGAUAGAAUAGGCGAAAUUAAAUUAAUUAAAGUAAACGAAGUUGACCUCAGAGUAUACCGGAACGCAAUAUACUAUAAACCUAUAAACUACAGAAUAAGUACCUCAGUUCGCACAUCAUAUUUUAAUCACAGAAAGCUCCAGCUUGCUUGUUUAUGCUUUGGCCUUCAGUUGUGUCACAUUUUCAUCCAUUUUCAUUUGCUGAAACAUGCUCUAUCUAUGUCCUGUUUGCACACAAUUUAUUCCUUAUUCACUGGUUGUGGUUAUACUGUGUCAAACAAAAUUCCUUUCUCGCCUUAUCAGUCAAGAAGCUAUGUUUUCACAUAUUAAGACGAUGUGCAUACACACCCUAUAGGAAACUACACCUAUUCAAUGCACGCACGCUACACUUGUAUAAAAAACCCUGCGUUUUGAGAGUAAUUUUCAAUCCAACAAGCAUAUAAAAAAUCCUGUUUUUUGAGAGUACCAUUGUAUUUUCAAUGCGACAAGCAUGUCUUCCAGCACGAAGAGAGUGAAAAGGGGUAAAUAUUGCGUUUGUGGAGGUCCUGGAUUGUGCAGUUGCACAAAUACAUACCACAUUGAAGGGAUAUCAAUGUACAAGUUUCCUGCGAACGAAGAGCAACGAAAAAUAUGGAUAAAAUUUGUACAAAGACAUUGACCGAAUUUUUCUCCAAGCAGUUCAUCUAUAAUAUGUUCGGCACAUUUCGAGAAAUCUUGUUUUGCAACAAGGUAUCACAUUGGGGUACCAGACAAGCUAAAACCAAGGGCAAUAUACCUAAUACAAGGGUCUGUUCCAACCAAGAAUACGGUCAUUCUGGACGAAAUGCCACACACUUCGCGUGCAAAGAGAAGGGUGAGUCGUAUAUUCUAAUUUGCACGUACUGGACACAAAAUUAUAACUGCAAUAGUUUGGCUAUUCAUAUAUAGUUUCUGUUUUCUUGUUUUGCUAGCUAGUAAUUCAUCUUAAUCCUUUGAGAGCUGCACACACAUGUUGCAACAAUAUCGCUUCUUUUGUUCUACAUAGAUAAUACAUCACCAGUAUCAAGUAGCAUGAACCAGGAUAUGGAUGAAUUAUCAAGUUCCGACGAAGCCGUUGCAGUAAGCAAAGUAGAUGAAACAACUUGCAAAAGUUCACCGGUUUUGCAUGUCAAUCAAGGGGAUGAGAGUUUCAUGUCACAGGAUGCUCAGGAAUCCCUUUCUUGUGCCACAUGUGGCCAGGAAAAGGAGAGAAUUAAAUGUUUACAAAAAAUCCGAUCAAAUCAAAAACAGCGACUUUUAGAUAGAAAUAGGCGAAUAACGGGGUUCAAAAAGGAGAAUAUAAACCUCAAAAAGGUAGGUUAGAGAUGCAGGAUUGUGUGGAAGCGGGCAUGUCGCAGUUAUAUUUCAUGUAGGAACAUAUUUUAGGAACAACUAUAUAAGUUAAAUUCACAAAAUAUCAUAUUUCUCAUAUAUUUAUCGUAUUUCUUGUUCUUCUAGAUAAUUGAAUCCCUGCGACAAGAGGUGUCUUCCAGUUCAUCUGGCGACGAGAAUAGCAGUGAGAACGAGAACAAAACGGGUGAAGAUACAGGCAUCUUGGAGGAGGCUUGGAAUGAUGAAGAUGGAUCACUGGGAAACAGUUCGGAAGACGAUUUGACUGAUAAAAUGAAAGAUCCGGACUGGGAUGCCAACAUGGAAGAUGAAGAAAAUGACUCAUCAGAUGAUGACGAGCUCGAUGAAGAAGUACGAGAGAACACAUCACAGGAUGCGAGGUACGUUUUUAUUUCUGUACUCCCACACUGUAUUAAGCUAUACUUACUGAUGAAAGACUCCAGAAAUCUGGAAAAAUACUGAAUUACUAAAAAACAAGUAGUUUAAAAAAUCUACUACUCGUAUUGUCUUUUCUCUUUUAGAUUGGCUGACACAGAGCCAAAAUUCAUAGUGUUCUUCAGUAUGUUGGUUUCACUGUUUUCAUUGUUCUGUUUUGACUGUUUUCAUUGUUCUGCUUUGACUGCAAGGCAGGAUCACCAAGCGUUAAUGUGAAAGUUCGUGGAACAAUGGCAAUAGUGGAACAAACAUGUAAAUCAUGCAAAGGCUCUUAUACGUGGACAAGUCAGCCAUUGGUUUUGGGAAAGUAUCCUGCUGGCAAUAUUUUGCUGAGUUUUGCUAUUCUUAUGUCUGGAUCCUCGAUUAGCAAAGUUCUGCUACACUUUGGGCACCUGGGCCUCAAAAUAUACUGUGCAAGGACCUUUUUUAUCAUCAAAGAAAUGUUCCCUCCUUAAUAAUUCAAUACUGGGAAAAAUCUCGAGCUGCGUUAAUUAAUCAAAGGGAAUAAAGGACAGUGUUUGGGCUGGAGACGGAAGACUUGAUAGCAUGGGCCACAGUGCAAAAUAUGGAUGCUAUACAAUGUUGAAUUGUAACUUGACUAAACUUGUACAUUUUGAGCUACUUCAGGUAGUUUGAAUCAUCCUUUUGAUGCCGUAUCGUAUAUAGAGAAUACAUGGGUGCGCGGAAAUACCAGAUUUUUCUGUGCUGGUGUUGUGUACUCAGGUGAAUAUGAUAUGUUUGUGAUGUUACUCUGAGUGUAUAUCCACACCGGGCAAGCUUGAAAAAUAUGCCCGACCACGGUGGGAAUCGAACCUACGACCUUUGGAAUACUAGCCCAAUGCUCUGCCAACUGAGCUACGCGGUCAGGUAGAAGGAACUAGAUUCUGUUCCGAAAUAUCACUCACUCGAACCGACCUGACCACGUAGCUCAGUUGGCAGAGCAUUGGGCUAGUAUUCCAAAGGUCGUAGGUUCGAUUCCCACCGUGGUCGGGCAUAUUUUUCAAGCUUGCCGGUGUGGAUAUACACUCAGAGUAACAUCACAAACAUAUAAUACCAGAUUUAGCAAACGAGUGAGAUAUCAUGUUCAACACUCGAAAUAAAUCUGGUAUUUCCAAGCACCCAUGUAUUUUUCUGUUUAUUAUAUAAAGGACAGUCUUUCAAAAGUGAUAAUUUUUACAGAAAAGCGACAAUUGAAAAGCAAUAAUUUUCACAUGUGAGAUUAUCAUGAAUAAUCUCACAUGUGAGAUUAUCACUUUUAUAAAGCACUAUACUUUAUAUAAUAAACAAAAAUAAAACAUAAUCCAAAGAUAAGCAUGUUGAUUUACAAAACACAUAAUUUCAAGAUGAUUUGGGAUAACUUAAAUUCCUUAAAACUAAUCGUUAUUUUUUGUCACAUCGUAAGUUCAGUUAUGCUUAUUUUUUAAUUAUGUUUUGUUUUGUAUUGAUUAUGACUGUGUUUUGUGAAACCCACACCCACCUCAUUAUAUUAUUAUUCUACAUCAGGAAAUUUCCUUAUUAAAUGAAACACUGAAUAGCGAAAUUCUGUUUUAUAGGCAAACGAGGUUGGAAGCAGCAAAUGGAAUUGGAAGGUGCCAAACACUUGUUUGACGAGAUAAAAGGCAAGGAGAAGCUUCCAAUUAAGACAUUUGUGUCCGAUCGUGACCGUGGUAUAGGUAAGUGGGUGAGAACCAUGCAAAGAGACACUACUCACUACUACGACAUAUGGCAACAAGCUAAGUCGACUGUGAAGAAGGUUUUGAAAGCAAGCAAGGAGAAAGGCUGCGAGAUACUAGCAGAGUGGGCAAAAUCUAUCGGGAAUAAUUUGCUUUUCUUGGUUAGGGACAUACUGCAGGUCAGUACUGCAAGCCAAUAAAGAAGCUUACAUCUCAUUAGUAUGUUCAACAUAAUUGAUUGGUCAUUGUUUACCUUUAGACACAUCCUAGCAUGCCUGCACUUUAAUGAGAAUGUCCAUAGAGAGACAAAGACCUCUAAGACAGGGACUCCAUAUAUACGGGUAACCUACCCAAAGUUUAAAUUAGGGGAGGAAAUGGUCAGAGAGAUUGCUGUCCCAGCAACAUAUGGUAUGUAAAGUGUUAUGAAUCCUUGUAUAAAUGCUGGUACAUGUAUAUGUAAUAUGUUUUAAUUAGUUUUAUUUAUAACACUUUCUCUAGGUUAUGUAGAUGAAAUGCGCCAAGAACUUCUCUAUAAUUGCAAUAAGGCAGAUCUCAAUAAAACAUAUGACAAUUACAAGGCCAAAGAACCCAAUUCACUGACAAGCCAAUUCUCUGCUGGCAGAACUAAGAACGAGAAAGCUAUUAGAAACCAGGCACAGAGGAAAGGGAAAAAAAAAACAAGUUAUUUCCAUCAGGUAAAUCAUGCUAUAAAUCUGUAA